AUGGAUCCUGAUCCUUUAGUGAACGGCCCUUUCGAUUCGGAGGAUGAUCUGAAUGAAGCUAUGACGCGAAAAUACGUUUCUAAUGGAGGUCCACGUUUGAGAGCGGAAUACUUUCGCCGUUGCUUUCCCCUCAUUUUGAGGGGCCAUGAGUCGACCUUUACUCAUGGCGAUGUUCAACGGAAGAACAUAGUCAUCUGCGAUGAAGACCAUGCCGGCCAUGAAGCUCCUUCCAUCGUGAUCAUUGAUUGGGAAAACGCUGGGUGGUAUCCAGCAUAUUGGGAAUAUUGCAUGGCGGUUUGCGCUUUAAGAUGGGAUGAUAACUGGUGCCUGUGGAUCGACAGUUUUCUGGAGACAUUUGUCCCUGAAGCUGCAUGGUUCCAGUCACUGCGACUAGAGUUAUGGCCGUAG
Molecule: messenger RNA, 408 nt
Organism: Penicillium oxalicum
Lineage: Eukaryota; Fungi; Ascomycota; Eurotiomycetes; Eurotiales; Aspergillaceae
Exons: 1
Coding region: 1-408 (135 amino acids)
Source: RefSeq, a predicted model, not a curated record